GCUCCUUCUGCUCCAGAUGCAGUCGCUCUCCCCUCCGAGGAGGCUCUGCCGCCGCCGGCUUGCACCGCCUGGGGCCCCGGACCCGCCGGCCGUGCCACCCCCCUCGGCCCCCUCCCGGGGACCCGACUGCACCGAGGGCUGGGUGCGAGCCUUCGGCUGCUUGGGACGGAUUUGGGCAGGUGUGCUGGUCCUGGAGCCUCCGCACUUUGCAAAUGAAGCCGCUCGCGGGGACCUCGCCGGGCGCGGGGGAAGAGGCGCAGGGACGUGCCCAGGGGCGUGCGGCGCGGCAGCGGCACAGGAGGGGCUGCCGGCAGAGCCCCCCGGCUCGCAGGGAGCAGCAGGCAGAGCCGGCCGGGCUCCCCGCGUCUCCGGAUGAAGGGAGGAUGAGCAGUCCCCAGGGGCACCCGGACGGGGUCGUGGCCGGGAGCGAGCAGAGCGUGGAGCGUGUCAGCGAGGAGCCGGGCAAGGACAGGCAGGAGCUAGCUGUGCGCACCGGGGACAGUGACGGGACCGAGGAAGAUGCAGAAACCCUGGAGGAGCCGCUGCUGAGCUUCCCCGGUGAGCUCUCGGUGCUGGAGAGACUGGGCCUGCAGAGCGUGGCUCUGACGGAGCAGGACGUGGAGGCAGCCUUUGCCCACCUUGCCCUGGCUUUUCGCUGCGACGUCUUCACCCUGCGGCAACGGGUGCAGGUGGAGAAGCGGGCACGGGAUGCGGCGGAGGAAAAUAUCCAGGAGGAGCUGGGGCAGUGCCGGGCUGCCCUGGAGAGGCUGGGCGCAUCCUGCGCGGACGCGGGCUGCAAGGAGACGCUGGAGCAGCUGCAGCACAGCCUGGCCGUGCUGGCGGCCGCCGUGGAGCGGGCAACGAGCGCUGCGGAGAAGCUGGGGGCCGUUCAUCAGGAGGCCCGGAUGAGCCGAGCGGCGGAGGUGAUGGUCCAGCACGUGGAGAACCUGAAGCGGCACCACCUGCGGGAGCACGCCGAGCUGGAGGAGAUGAAGCGCCUGAUCCAGCAAAACUCCCGCAACCGGCAGCUGGCCGAGACCCAGGAUGACGCGGAGCCACGGCUGAGGCCUCACCCCCUGAUGCGAUCCUUCCAGCAGGCGUCUGCCCGCCGCAGAGUCAGCAUCGCCGUCAUCCCCAAGCAGCUCUUGCCAGGUGCCAGCAUGGACGGCCGAGCGUCCCCCGCCAGCGAGCCGCAGGGGCCCCAGCACCCGGCCAGCACCCAGAGGAGCGAGCUGGAGCCACUGGGCCAGGGCAGCGCCGUGAGCGGGGAGCCAGCGGCUGGGGCAGAUGGCAAGGACACGAGCGCAGGGGGCGAGGAGCCAGAGCAGCUCGGGCUGAUGUCCAAGGGGUCCCCGGCAGAGCUGUGGCGGCCGUGGCUCUUCCUCCCGCAGCACUACUGGGUUUUGUUCUGGCUGCUCCUCCUGAGCGUCGCCUUCCUCCUCCUCCUCCGCGUCCUGGAGCUGCAGCGGCUGCAGCCCGCGCCAUCACCCAAGGCCUAGCUGCAGCGGGGGGGAGGCGGCUGGGGGGCACCCGCUCUCCAUCACUGCUCCUGCCCCCCGCCACGAAACACAGAGACCCUAGAAAAAUAAAAUCAGAGGAAGAA
Molecule: messenger RNA, 1603 nt
Organism: Cygnus olor (mute swan)
Lineage: Eukaryota; Metazoa; Chordata; Aves; Anseriformes; Anatidae
Product: inositol 1,4,5-triphosphate receptor associated 2-like
Exons: 15
Coding region: 213-1499 (428 amino acids)
Cellular component (GO): endoplasmic reticulum membrane
Source: RefSeq, a predicted model, not a curated record